Molecule: messenger RNA, 1569 nt
Organism: Dioszegia hungarica
Lineage: Eukaryota; Fungi; Basidiomycota; Tremellomycetes; Tremellales; Bulleribasidiaceae
Product: protein-vacuolar targeting-related protein
Exons: 12
Coding region: 1-1569 (522 amino acids)
Source: RefSeq, a predicted model, not a curated record
AUGGGCCGCGAAACAGAACUAGACCACGAUGGGGCGGAGGGAGGAUACGGCGGGGACACACACCUCGUCGACGAGGCGGCGCUGUUUGCCUCGCCCUUGCCUAUGGUCGGGGUGGAGCGGACGACCACUCGGAAAGAGCUCUGGUCGUGGUACGUCUACUACAUCGGGAACUCUGGACUAGGGCCGUUCAACUUUGCCAUCUCAGCUUGGCAGAACCUGCUCUACCUGGCCGGCUGGGACCCAGCUUUCGAUCGGGGGACCGUGCCAUGCGGCGAUGGAGACUGCUACCUCAACGCGUUCGGACAGGACCGGGACAUCAACUCCAUCGUCCUGGUCACCAACGGUCUCUCAUUCGCACUGCAAGCCGUCUUGAUGCUCUUGGCUGGAUCAUUUGCCGACUACGGAACCUGGCGCCCGCAUAUCACUACCGCAUUCACCCUGCUCGGCUGGGGCGUAAGCUUUGGCUGGCUCGGCGUGACCACAGCAGAAAAAUGGCAGAUCGGGACUGCGCUGUACAUUCUCGGUCUCAUCUCCUAUCAAUGCGCAUUGACAUUCUGGACGGCCGCUUUCCCUGGUCUGGCAAGGGACUUGCCUGAAGUCAAGGCAAGCGAGGAGAAGCUCGCGCUCGGCGAGAUCGAUCGCCAAACGCACGACAACGUCGAUAUGCUGGCUCGGAACCGACUCGCCAAUGUCUCCUUCUUUGUCUGCUCGGUAGGCGAACUGGUCGUCCUCGGUAUUCUCGCCGGUAUCCUACAGGCUAUCGUCAUCCCGGACGACACGGAAAGCAACACUCGUGCGCUGAGUGUCGUUUGCGCCUACAGUGCGGGCGUGUGGAUUGUGUGCGCCAUGCCUUGGUUCUUCUGGGAGCAAUAUCGGCCGGGGAACAAGCUUCCGCCCAGGACGUCUUACCUUAGUGUAGUCGUCGCCACACUGCAGAACAAUGUUGUCUCAUACGAUACCAAGGUCCUGAACUAUCUGCUCAUUGACGGUAUCGGCGCACAGGCCAUUGGUAUUGGUCUCUUCUGGGUGAUCCAGAAAAAGUACACCAUCCGGACCAAGAACCUCCUCCUCUUUAACGCAUUCUGGAUCCUCUUACUUUGCGUCUGGGGCUGCAUCGGUAUCACCCAGGAGUCCUUUGGUUUCCACAAUGUGUGGGAGUUCUGGGCGUACCAGGCUUAUUACGGUAUCUUUGUCUGCCCAUGGUAUGCUGUAUCUCAAGCGAUGAUUUCCGAGGUCGUACCCCGAGGCAAAGAAUUCCUAUUCUUCGCGCUCUUCUCAAUUAUGGGCAAGACAUCCUCCUUCAUCGGCCCCUUUGUCUCAUCAGCCAUCAUUGAGCGAUCAGGCAACACAAACAUGCCAUUCACCUUCCUCCUCGCCCUCGGCGUAUUCGCAGUCGCCAUCCUCUUUUGCGUCAAUGUCGACAAGAGCCGGAUCGAGUGCAGGGCGUACCUCGAGGAAGAAGCGCGCAGGGUGUAUGAGAUGCCGAGUGGGGCGAUCACGGCGGCGACGCUGCCGAGGAGCGAGGAGGGGAGGGAGGCGGAGCAGGAGGCGGAUGUGAAGGGGAGAUGA